UUUCUCGGCGUCCGGCCCGGCGAUGGGCUCCUCGAAGCGGCACCGGGAACGGGGCGAGGCCUCGGAGGACCCCGCGCCGCCGCCCUCCUCCUCCUCCGGCGGCGGCGGCGGCGGCGGCGGCGCCGCGUCCUCCUCCUCGUCCUCCUCCCGCCACCGGGAGCACAAGAAGCACAAGCACCGGAGCAGCGGCGGAGGGAGCGGGAGCGAGCGGCGGAGCAAGCGCAGCCGGAGCCGCGGCGAGCGCAGCAGCCGGCGGGGCGGCGGCGAGGAGGCGUCCUCCUCUUCGCGGAGCAGCCGCGCGGCCGCCGCCGCGAGCCAAGAGGCCGAAACGGGCAGGCGGAUCAAGCGGGAGAAGCGCGACGACGGAUACGAGGCCGCGCAGAACUCAGCUUCUGGCUCAAAGUCCACCUCAGGAGAUGCUUCCCUCAGCAUUGAGGAGACAAACAAGCUCCGAGCCAAACUUGGGCUGAAGCCCCUGGAGAUAAACACCAUCAAAAAGGAAACGGGCAGCAAGGAGGAUCCGGUGGCAGCCGAGGUGAUCAACCCGAUCGUGCUGAAGCAGCGUGAGGAGAUCCGGGAGAAGUUGGCUGCUGCCAAGGAGAAGCGUCUCCUCAACCAGAAGCUGGGAAAGAUCAAGUCACUGGGUGAAGAUGACCCCUGGCUGGAUGACACGGCCGCCUGGAUCGAGAGGAGCCGGAAGCUGCAGCAAGAGAAGGAGAUGGCUGAGAAGCGGGCCAAGCUCUUGGAGGAGAUGGACCAGGAGUUUGGCAUCAGCAGCCUCGUGGAGGAGGAAUUUGGGCAGAAGAAGGAGGAGAGCUACGGUUCACGAGACCUGAAGGGCCUGACGGUGGAGCACACCAUCGAUUCUUUCCGGGAAGGGGAGACAGUCAUCCUGACCCUCAAAGACAAAGGUGUGUUGGAGGAGGAGGGAGGCGACGUCCUGGUGAAUGUCAACCUAGUAGACACAGAGAAGGCCAAGAAGAACGUGGAGCUGCGCAAGAAGAAACCAGACUGCAGGCCCUACGAGGAGGAGGAGAGCGUGGACGACAUGGUGGUCCUCAAGCACAAGGGCAUCCUGUCCAAGUACGACGAGGAGAUCGAAGGGGAGAAGAAGAAGUCCUUCAGGCUGGACUCCGCGGGGAUGGCCGACGGGUCUUGGGAGCGGGAGCUGCAGCAGAUUCGGGACAGCCUGCACAGUCGGGCCCAGACCCUGGAUGUGCCCAGCCUCCGCCUGGCCUCGGAGUACUUCACCCCGGAAGAGAUGAGCGCCACGUUCAAGAAGACGAAGCGGCGCGUGAAGAAGAUCCGCAAGAAGGAGAAGCCGGUGAAGGCCGACGAUCUUCUGCCGCUGCCCAGCGACAGAGGCGGCGGGGACUUUGGCUCCAGGGCCCGUGUUCGGGGGAGAAGGAAGACUGCCCCAGAGGAGGAGGAAGGGGAGGAAAAUGAGGAGGGGUACCCCGAGCACAGCAGAAACGGGGGCACGGAGCAGCUGCCCCCGUCGGACGACAUCCGGGUGGAAAGGAUGGACAUCAGCAGUGAGGAUGAGGAUGGCCUGGAGGGCCCAGACCACCCAGCUGUCCUGGAGGAAGAUGAGGCCGAGCAGGAGCUCCAGAAGCAGCUGGAGAAGGGGCGGAAACUGAGGCAGAUCCAGCAGCUGAAGGAUAGUGGGGAAAAGGUCAUCGAGAUUGUGAAGAAGCUGGAGACCGGCCGGAGCCAGGAGGAUGAUGAGGAGCUGGAGAGGAAGGGGGCCAUUGUCUUCAAUGCCACCUCCGAAUUCUGCCGCACGCUGGGCGAGAUCCCCACCUACGGACUGGCCGGCAACCGCGAGGAUCAGGAAGAGCUCAUGGACUUUGAGAGAGAUGAGGAGAGAUCGGCCAACGGGGGCUCCGACUCGGAUGGGGAGGAGAACAUUGGGUGGAGCACGGUCAACCUGGAUGAGGAGAAGCAGCAGCAGGACUUCUCAGCGUCAUCCACCACCAUCUUGGACGAAGAGCCCAUUGUCAACCGGGGCCUGGCCGCUGCCCUGAUGCUCUGCCAAAACAAGGGCCUGCUGGAGACCACGGUGCAGAAGGUGGCGCGGGUGAAGGCCCCCAACAAGUCCCUGCCCUCAGCCGUCUACUGCAUCGAGGACAAGAUGGCCAUCGAUGACAAGUACAGCCGGCGGGAGGAGUACCGUGGCUUCACGCAGGACUUCAAGGAGAAGGAUGGGUACAAGCCAGACGUAAAAAUAGAGUAUGUGGACGAGACGGGCCGCAAGCUCACCCCCAAGGAGGCAUUCCGGCAGCUCUCUCACCGCUUCCACGGCAAGGGCUCCGGCAAGAUGAAGACGGAACGGCGCAUGAAGAAGCUGGACGAGGAGGCGCUCUUGAAGAAGAUGAGCUCCAGCGACACCCCGCUGGGCACCGUGGCGCUGCUGCAGGAGAAGCAGAAGGCCCAGAAGACGCCCUACAUUGUGCUCAGCGGCAGUGGCAAGAGCAUGAAUGCAAACACCAUCACCAAGUGAAAUUCCCGGUUCCCACGCUGGCAAACGCCUGCCGCUCCUGCUGGGGUUGGAUGGUGCGGUUCUGUGGGUGACCUGCAUCCUUUGCUCCUCUCAGGGUUCCUGUUCAGUGUGGACCUGGGCCUGCUUUGUACAUAGUUCUGGAACUGAGAAUUUUAGCACCAAGUGUCUCCUUUUGUAUCUAUAUGUGAAACCAAAUAGCUUGAGUAAAACGUAGAUGUUUCCUCACUCA
Varanus komodoensis (Komodo dragon) is the source of this 2732-nucleotide messenger RNA. RefSeq names its product spliceosome associated factor 1, recruiter of U4/U6.U5 tri-snRNP (gene SART1). Gene Ontology annotation, cellular component: U4/U6 x U5 tri-snRNP complex. The record is from RefSeq and is a predicted model, not a curated record. Gene Ontology annotation, biological process: maturation of 5S rRNA; mRNA cis splicing, via spliceosome. The transcript has 20 exons. Lineage: Eukaryota; Metazoa; Chordata; Lepidosauria; Squamata; Varanidae. Bases 23 to 2503 code for a protein of 826 amino acids.